AUGGAGAUGUGCGUAUCGCACGAGCAGGCCCCGUGCUGCUACAGCUUUGCCGACUCGUUCAAAAGUGUGGCUGGGCUCUCUGUCUGGGAGAAUCUCCGACGGGUGCCGAUAUUCGUCAAUUUCGAGGACGCGGUCGGGAAGACAGACAUUGAGAAUACGUACAGGUUCAUCAACAGCCGCGAGAUCGUGCGGCUGACGUCGUCGCUGUUUGCGGAAAUCGACGUUUCGGGCGGGCUGGUGGAGCCGUUUCUUUUGGCACGGUGUUUCCUGUUUGGCUUUGCUAUUCUGGUCGAAAAGGACAAGCACGAGCGGUACAAUCGUGCGCCGAUGUACGCGGUGCGGCUGAACGCGUCACAGCCGUUUUUCGACCGGCUGGCCAAGGACUUCCCGAACCUGAAGCAGCACCACCUCGACGACAGCUACUACGGGUUUCUUGUGGCUGAGCUGCACACCGCCACAGGCGCUCAUGGCCAGCUACUACCCGGUCUUCCAGGUGUUCAAGUUCAACCACUGGUUUCGCAGUCUGGCGCUGCUGUCGGAGAGCAACGACGGGCUGAGCAAGCACCUGGGCUUUCUGCGCACGAUGCGCUCUCUCACCGCCGACAACGACGUGCUGCUCAACGAGUACAGGUACAUGAUCCGCAAGGGCGAGUCGUUCAUCAAGGCCAACAAGGAGCGGUUUGCGCGGCUCCAGGGCGACGGCCGCGUCGCCGGCCUCGCGUCGAUCGACGCCAUGGAGCAGGAGUUUGUGGCGCGGCACAAGGCAGCCGUGCUGUCGGGUUCGUCGCUUACAGACGACAACCCGCUGAUCUCUGUGUCGUCGCGGAGCCGGUCGACGCUGCGCAGCGCCGCGCAGCGGCCCGUGUCGCUUGUCCCGCCCACGUUCUCGGUCGACAACUGGCGCAAGUACCUGUUCAAAGUGCUGCUCGAGUUCCGGUCGCGGGGCGCGCAACUGCGCAUGCGGACGGGCAAGUCGCCCCGGCUCGGAGCAGAGCCGCUGGCCGCCGAGUGCGACCUGCUGGCCGAGUACGUCGACCAGCUGCAGCCAAACAUCGAGGCGAUCCGCGAGUGGCUCGGGCUCAAGACGUACAACGAGGGCUGCAUCGAGGCGAUCGAGCGGCUCUCGUACCUGGACUCGGUCGAGUCCAUGAUGGUGGACGUGGUGCAGAUGGUGGAGCGGUGUCUGUACGCGAUGUUCGUCGUGGUGGAGGACUCGAAACGGACGGUGAACCUGGUUUUCGCGCAGUCGGCCGAUCACCGCAGAGAAAACUCGACGGCCAUUUCCUUCCUGUCAGACUCGGUGCUCGUGCUCAGCAAGCUCCACAGCGGCAAGCUGCGGCUGGCGGAGUACUUCGAGAUGAGUCUGGGCGUGCUGAUCUGCGAAACACCAGACUUUCUGCGGUGCGAGGCCGAGUCGCUGCUGGCGCAGACGGCCCAGAUCGACAAGGCGUUCAUCCAGCGGUUUGUGGAGUUCGUCAAGGACUGCAUGGUGUUUGGGAUGAACAACUGCGUCAAGAGCUGUCUGCGGUUCAUUGGCAGCAACAUUGUGGAGUUCGAGCGCGACGUUUUCGCGUGCAACUAUCCCUCGUCGAAGGUGUCGCUCAACUUGCGCUACCCCAAUCUGUACAAGCAGAUGCAGCUGCACAAGGAGCAGGAGCCGGCCGGCGGCGAGCCGACCGCAGAGACGGCGACGCUCGCGUUCUACAACCGGCUGUUUGCGGCGUUUGUGUGCAGCAGCAACACGGGCAAGCUGUACGAGAUGCCCGAGUUUCUGGAGAGCUUCUCGAUCCAGCUGAUGGAGCUGAGCAACCAGGUGCGCACUCUGGUGACGCUCCAGUCGGUGACGGUGAUUCUGAUGAGCUCGCUGGCGACUCGCACGGCACUGCUGCCGGCGGAGCUGCAGCACAGCUUUUUUGCCGACAAGUCCCGGCAGCAGCUCGUGGAUUUCGGAAAGCUGCUGGUGGAGCUGGACGGGUUCCUGUUGAACUACUUUGA
Ogataea angusta is the source of this 1995-nucleotide messenger RNA. RefSeq lists its product as uncharacterized. The transcript has 2 exons. The record is from RefSeq and is a predicted model, not a curated record. The coding region runs from base 1 to 1995 and encodes 664 amino acids. Lineage: Eukaryota; Fungi; Ascomycota; Pichiomycetes; Pichiales; Pichiaceae.